Miscanthus lutarioriparius is the source of this 954-nucleotide messenger RNA. The record is from the annotation of a GenBank genome assembly. Lineage: Eukaryota; Viridiplantae; Streptophyta; Magnoliopsida; Poales; Poaceae.
AUGGACGCGUCAUGCAGCGCGGUAUGCGGCCAGCCACCGAAAGCUCUACUUCUUGUAAUGCAUAAUAAAAGGAGAAUACAAGGGCCUGACAGAGGCGGCGCGCUGUUCGGCCACCUCAAGGGGGAGCAGCAGCAGCCGGCUCGUCCGGGCAGCGCCGGCCGGUGCAGCGACGGCGGCGACAGCGACGGGGGGCGCAGCAAGCUGGUGUUCUUCGGCGCGGACGGUGGCGAGGAGGACGACGACGACGACGGCGACGGCGACAACGAUGGCAGCACCGGCGCGCCGCUGACCUCGCACCUACAGCAGGGAAGGCGGCGCGGGAGCCGGUUACAGCUGGAGGAGCUGCUGCGCGCGUCCGCCGAGAUGGUGGGCAGGGGCAGCCUGGGCACCGUGUACCGCGCCGUGCUGGGCAACAGCCGCAUGGUCGCCGUGAAGCGGCUGCGCGACGCCAACCCCUGCGCGCGCGACAAGUUCCACCGGUACAUGGACCUCAUCGGCCGCCUCCGCCACCCGCACCUCGUUCCGCUCAGUGCCUUCUACUACGCCCGGCAGGAGAAGCUCCUCAUCUACGACUACCUCCCCAACGGCAACCUCCACGACCGCCUCCACGGGCACAAGAUGUCGGGCGAGUCGCCGCUGGACUGGACGACGAGGGUGAGGCUGCUGCUGGGUGCGGCGCGCGGGCUGGCAUGCAUCCACCGGGAGUACCGCACGUCGGGGGUGCCCCACGGCAACGUCAAGUCCACCAACGUGCUGAUCGACAAGGACGGCACGGCGCGCGUGGCGGACUUCGGGCUGGCGCUCCUGCUCAGCCCGGCGCAUGCCAUUGCUCGCCUUGGAGGCUACAUGGCGCCGGAGCAGGCGGACAACAAGCGGCUGUCGCAGGAGGCCGACGUGUACAGCUUCGGCGUGCUGCCAUGGAAAGUGAAAUGCGGAGUUAGGGUAUUUAGCUAA